GCGACUACGUAGUUACCGCGUAGAUUUUGCCGCGCAAACGUUACGAUUAUCGCUUCUAAAAUAAUUAGUUGAACAUUUAUCGGUGGUUUUAUCUGUAAAAACAUGAGUGAUCAAGAAACAGAAAACAAAAUACCACCUGUGAGCAUUUCGAAUAAUUCUGUAGAUAAUAAAGAACCUCCUCAGAAAAGGUUAAGAGAAGAUGCUUCAGAGGAUGAACAAACUGAAUUGCCUUCUAAAAAGUUAUGUACAGAUGAAUCAGUGUCUGAGAAGCCUGAUAUUGAAAGUGUGGAAGUGAACGGUAUUAGUAAAGAUGCAAAGGAAACUGUAAAAGACAUCGGUACUUUUGUUAAAGAAAACGCAAGUAAAACAAUAUCAGAAGAUGAUACUUUAAAAGUGUCCCAAACAUCUGAUGGUAAAGACAAUGAAGAAUCUGUUAACAAUGAUACUACAGUUGAGAAAAUUGAUACAAGAGAGGAAAGUGUGGAGUCUGUGAAAUCGGAAGAUGCAGCAAGAGUGGAGGAGAAGGAGGAGGAAAAGGAAGAUGAUAUUAAACCAGAAAAGAAACAGAGCAAGUCCAAGAAUAAUGACGCUGAAGUGGUAGAUGGUUUGGAGCUUUCAGUGGAGUGCGCCAGUGAUAAAGAAAGUUCUUCCGAAGAUGAAAACGAGAAAGAUGAAAAGCCUAAGCCGAAAACAAUUAUUGUCAAAGCUGAGCCCAAUGAAUCAGAACUUGAUGUCAGUUCUUCUGAGGCCAGAUCGGACGCAGACGAAUCGCAAGAUGCAGCCGAAGCGAAGCCUAAGCAGAGUGCAAAGAAAGGAAGAAAGAAGAGUAGAACAUCGUUCAGCAAAACAAAGAAUUCUGAUUCUGACGAAAAUAAUGAUGAUGUUUCAGACGAAGAUUACAGCCCGAAAACUAAAAAGAGACUUAAAAAAACGGUGGCGAAUAAAAAAUCUUCACAGAAAUCACCCACGGAAUCUAAAAGGGGCCGUGGUAGAGCAAAAAAGGGAACUAAAAAGUCAACUGAUAAAGAAGACGCAGAGGACGAGAACUCCAACAUAACGGAAGAUGUAAAGGUGGAAGACAUAAAAAUGGAGGAUACUAAAACGGCAGAUAAUUCAUCUGAUGAUGAUUCGCUGAAGAGCAAAUCUGAAGACGAGAGUGAAAGUGACGAUACAACUGAAGAUGGGAAGAAGAGGAGUAGAAGACCAGACGAUGAUAAGAGAAUACAGUCACUAAAAAAGUAUAUAAGAAUGGCUGGAAUUCGCGUGAAAUCUUAUAAUGAUCUUUGGGCUGGCUGUAAAACAAAUAAUGCGAAGGUAAAGUGUCUCAGGGAGUUGUUGGAAAAGAAUGGAGUCACCGGCAGGCCGACCGUAGAAAAGUGUAAGAAAGCUAAAGAGAGAAAUGAAAGGCUUAAGGAUAUUGCAGAUUUAAAUACGGGCAAUAUUAUCUCGGAAGGACGUGUUACACGUGCUCAGAGGAACAAGGAUUCUAAUCUAAAGGAAUUAAAGACAUCAGAAACUCCUGUAAAACGCGAAGUACGUAAUACAUUCAAACGAGUUUUUAACGUUAUCGACAGCGAUUCGGACUAAAGUCUCGUAAACAACAAAUACUUUGUAAAACAUAUUGACAUUACUUAUCGUAGUCUGAUCGUAAGAUACAAGUAUACAAGAUGUCUAGGUUUAGAAUGCGAAACUUUGUCAACAUACUCUAUCGGUCCAAGUGAGAGAACAUCGUUUUUCUUAUUUCGUUUUGUAGAACAUGUUGAUGAAGAUUUGUAGUUUAAAACUAGAACGGCCUGUAUAUUUCAUCUAUUUUAUAUAAUGAACUUGUACAUAAUUAUGUUUGACUCUUGUACGAAUUAGGCAAAAAUAAUUGACUGAAACUAAAAAAAAAGUAAGAUG
Ceratina calcarata is the source of this 1899-nucleotide messenger RNA. RefSeq names its product transcriptional regulator ATRX homolog. The transcript has 5 exons. Gene Ontology annotation, cellular component: nucleus. The record is from RefSeq and is a predicted model, not a curated record. Bases 103 to 1587 code for a protein of 494 amino acids. Lineage: Eukaryota; Metazoa; Arthropoda; Insecta; Hymenoptera; Apidae.